Messenger RNA from Aspergillus saccharolyticus JOP 1030-1, 1840 nucleotides. RefSeq names its product IscS subfamily cysteine desulfurase. Gene Ontology annotation, molecular function: pyridoxal phosphate binding; cysteine desulfurase activity. Gene Ontology annotation, cellular component: cytosol; nucleus; mitochondrion. NCBI's taxonomy places the organism in Eukaryota, Fungi, Ascomycota, Eurotiomycetes, Eurotiales, Aspergillaceae. The record is from RefSeq and is a predicted model, not a curated record. Gene Ontology annotation, biological process: [2Fe-2S] cluster assembly. The transcript has 2 exons. Bases 99 to 1628 code for a protein of 509 amino acids.
CCCCCUCCCUCUGCUGCUGUCAUUCUGUCUCGGUUUCAUUUCACUGUCCAUCCAGACUUUCAUGGUACAGUCGCAGAGUUAACUGAAUGAUGUCCAGCAUGACCCCUACUGCCUUGAGACAGGCAUCCAGAGCCUACGCGCGUCGCUUUCAGCAUGGCUCUCUGAACUCCUUCCUGCCCCGACGGGCGCUCGCCACCGGUGGCAUCGUUGCCCGGAGGUCCUAUGUCACCGAGACCAAGGCUGGAAAUGCUCAGGUCACGAUCGAUACCGCCAUUAAGCAGGAGCAGAAGAACUUCGUCAACCAGACUGGCAUCCAGCCCGGAAAGGUGGAGCUGCCUAGCUCGGGCGUCUCCGGAGACGCCUCGAUGAGCCCGACCGCCGGCAUCCUGAAGCAGGCCACGAUCAUGGAUCAAGGAACGCGACCCGUCUAUCUCGAUAUGCAGGCGACGACUCCGACCGACCCCCGUGUUCUCGACGCGAUGCUUCCCUACCUGACUGGCAUCUACGGCAACCCCCACUCGCGAACCCACGCCUACGGUUGGGAAUCGGAGAAAGCUGUCGAGCAAGCCCGCGAACACGUUGCCAAGCUCAUCGGCGCCGACCCCAAGGAAAUUAUCUUCACCAGUGGCGCCACCGAGAGUAACAACAUGAGCAUCAAGGGAGUCGCUCGGUUCUUCGGUCGCUCCGGUAAGAAGAAGCACAUCAUCACCACCCAGACGGAGCACAAGUGUGUCCUGGACAGCUGCCGCCACCUCCAGGAUGAGGGAUUUGAUGUUACGUACUUGCCUGUGCAGAACAACGGUCUGAUCCGCAUGGAGGACCUCGAGGCCGCCAUCCGCCCGGACACUGCCCUUGUCAGUAUCAUGGCGGUCAACAAUGAGAUUGGCGUGAUCCAGCCCAUGGAGGAGAUUGGAAAGCUAUGCCGCUCCAAGAAGAUCUUCUUCCACACCGAUGCCGCGCAGGCGGUCGGCAAGAUUCCUAUGGAUGUGAACAAGCUGAACAUCGACCUGAUGUCCAUCUCCAGCCACAAGAUCUACGGACCUAAGGGUAUUGGCGCGUGUUACGUCCGCCGCCGCCCAAGAGUCCGUCUUGAGCCUCUUAUCUCCGGUGGUGGUCAGGAGAGAGGCUUGCGCAGUGGCACCCUUGCUCCUCACCUGACCGUCGGUUUUGGCGAGGCUUGUCGCAUUGCAGCACAGGACAUGGAGUAUGACUCCAAGCACAUCUCCCGCCUUUCGAAGCGCCUGAGCGACGCCCUUCUGGGUAUGGAACACACUUCUCUCAACGGCGAUGCGACCCGCCACUACCCCGGCUGUGUCAACAUCUCGUUUGCCUACAUUGAGGGCGAAUCUCUCUUGAUGGCGCUGAAGGAUAUUGCUCUCUCGUCGGGCAGUGCCUGUACCUCUGCCUCGCUGGAGCCCAGCUACGUCCUGCGGGCUCUGGGCAGCAGCGACGAGAGUGCGCACAGCAGUAUCCGCUUUGGCAUCGGCCGCUUCACAACGGACAGCGAGAUUGACUACGUGCUCAAGGCGGUGCAGGAUCGGGUGACGUUCCUGCGUGAGCUGAGCCCGUUGUGGGAGAUGGUGCAGGAGGGCAUUGAUUUGAGCACCAUUGAGUGGAGCCAGCACUAAAACCGUUUCUUCUUUUUGUUCUGCGUCUCAGAAUGACUGGAAUGUGGGUUGGUCAGGCACCAGGCGCAGGCAUGUUCACUUGGGUUCUUUGCUUUUUAUCCACGAUAUCAGCGGUGGUACGGCGUUCGGAUAGCGUGUAAUAUUAUAGGCCUGGGAUGUGGUGUGCGUGAAAUUGCAUAGAGAAUGGAUGUAAUGACGAUUGAUUGUGUUAU